GCUGGCGAGCCCAGCCGAGCGGCUUUCUACUACCCUAAUCCUCGCCAAGGACAGGCCGGCUGCAAGCGCGGCUAGCGGGUGCGCGCGAUUGUGCAUGCGCGCGCUGGACCGACCAAGCAGAUGGAAUGUGGUGUGAGACAUUGAAACAUGCCGUUAAUCAAAAGGAACAUUGAACCUCGGCACUUAUGCCAAGGAGCUUUACCUGAAGGAAUUACUAGUGAAUUGGAAUGUGUAACCAAUAGUACUCUUGCUGCUAUCAUACGUCAGCUAAGCAGCUUAAGCAAACAUGCUGAAGACAUAUUUGGUGAGUUGUUUAAUGAAGCCAACAACUUUUACAUCAGGGCAAAUUCUCUUCAAGAUAGGAUUGACCGUUUGUCUGUCAAGGUUACUCAACUGGAUUCAACUGUGGAAGAAGUUUCAUUGCAAGAUAUUAAUAUGAAGAAAGCAUUCAAAAGUUCUACAAUACAGGAUCAACAGGUUGUUUCAAAGAGCAGCAUUCCCAAUCCUAUAGCUGAUAUAUACAAUCAGAGUGACAAACCACCUCCACUGAAUAUUCUUACAUCAUACAGAGAUGAUAAAAAAGAUGGAUUAAAAUUUUAUACUGAUCCUUCUUACUUCUUUGACCUCUGGAAAGAAAAAAUGUUACAAGAUACAGAGCAUAAGAGAAAAGAGAAGAGACGACAGAAGGAUCAAAAACGUAUAGAUGGCACAACUCGUGAGGUGAAAAAGGUUAGAAAAGCAAGGAACAGGCGCCAAGAGUGGAAUAUGAUGGCGUAUGACAAAGAACUUAGACCAGACAACAGGUUGUCUCAGAAUAUUUACCCUGGAACAUCUUCUGAAGGGUCUCUGUCCCCUGAAACUAGAUUCCAUGCUUCGGAUGUUACCAGUUAUUCAUAUCCUGCUACACCAAAUCAUUCACUCCAUCAUCAGCUUUGCUAUGUGCCUUCAUGUGGAACAGGAGAUGGAUCUCAGUUUAUGUUGGCAAAACAGGGCCUUGAACAUGAAUAUAGGUUAUCUUCUACCACAGUGCAACAUGUUACUUUGAAUAGGCCUCAAGAACCACCUCCGCCCCCACCCCAAAUCUUAGAUGGUGCUCUGGGCGCUGUUGCAUUGAUACCAGCAGAUUAUGGGAUGAUUGCAGCUCAGAUGGUGGAUUAUUACAAUUCUUCAGGAGGCCCAGCCCCUGCAUCACCGCUUAUGAUUCCUUCUGCACAGACAGCUUUUGUUAGUCCUCUCCAAAUCCCUGUGCUACCUACUCAUUCUGGACUAAUGACUGGUACACUGUAUUCUGGUACCCUUCAUCUUCCUCCUUCUGGGCCUAUUGUUACAGCUCCUGCUCCUCCUGGCCCACCUCCUCUUCCUCCAGGCCCUCCUGCAGGAUCUUUUCUCUCAUCGUCUCCUUUGCACACUCCUGCAGUAGCUGAAGUUAAAAUGCAGGAGUCUAUCCAGUCACCCAUCAGUGGUGCUCGAAGUGAUCUUCUUGCUGCUAUUCGGAUGGGAAUCCAGUUGAAAAAAGUACAAGAGCAGCGUGAACAGGAGGCCAAGCGUGAACCGGUUGGAAAUGAUGUGGCCACAAUUCUUUCUCGACGGAUUGCAGUGGAAUACAGUGAUUCGGAUGAUGAGUCAGAAUGUGAUGAAAAUGACUGGUCAGACUGAAAAUGGGUGUGCGGCACCAAAGUAUUCUAGUAAACUGACCUAGAAAAUCAUUUAUAGCCUACCCUGGCAGUACUGGUAUACAAUAGAACAAGUAGGCUUAUUUGGUGAUGAUCAGAUUGAUCUAAUUUAGUUACUUUAGUUCAGUGUUUCUCAACUUUGUGAAUUUAAGAUGUCUGGACUUCAAUGCCCAGAAUUCCCCAGAUAGUGUGCUAGCUGGGGUAUUCUGGGAAUUGAAGUCCUGACAUCUUAAAGGUUGCCAAGGUUAAGAAACACUGUUUUAGAUCACAGUGUUUCUGCAGAUGAAAAAACAAACUUUUAUUUUCAGUUUUUGCUGCAUUAAUUGCAGAAAAGCAGUUUUCCUUUACCAUAAAUAUGUAUAAUUAUUUUUACUAUUUGAAUAUUAUAAGCAAUUUCUUUACUAUGGCAAAGCAAUAUCUUUAAGUAACAAAAUGUCAUUGAUUCUUCCACUUUGACUCACCUUCAUUAACAUGCAAAAAUUGCAAGCAGCUAGUUACUUCUUCUUUAUUAAAACAAACCUCAACAACUAUGUUACUUCCAGAAUCUUUUGAAUGAAUUUCUGUUCGCCAUAAUUAUGUUUCCAAAUACUCUGGAUUUGGAUCUAUUCAAAUAGCAUAUAUGGAGAAGUAUAGGUUGACAUCAGCAUAAAAACUGCGGCCAUGCAAAACCAACGGAAGGAUGAUACAGAAUGAAUCUGAAUGAUUUUGCACAAUACUGUGGAAUGCCAAAUGCCUUCCCUCCUUGCUAAUUUUAUUCAGCUUUCAUAAUCUGUUUUUUAAAUUCACCCAGUUUAUGCUGAGCACAUUGACCUUAUGGUUCAGUGAAUAAUGUAAUUGAAUUUAUAGAUAUAUUUAUGAAUAGUUGGGCUCCAAAAAUAAAAUUGAUUAACUAUCCAGGCUCCUCUUGCCCCCUUAUUAUGUGUUAAUGGCCUCAUUUAUGAUUGGUUUCCUCAUCCAAAUACAUCCUUAAUUAUUGAAAUGUAUGUUCCAAAUUGAUUAAUAUAAUUUUCUUACUUUUCAUGUAUUAUUUAAAGGGCUGCAUAUAUUACAUAUAAGGUAGACUCAUAAUGCCUUUGGCCAGCCUAUAAAAGUGAACUGGAGUCAGCAUUUUAAAAAUGGCAGUUUCUAUUUACAUUUUAUGUCUACCUUAAUUUACUUUAUACUUUUCAAUUACUUUGAAAUUAUUCAGGGUGAAAACAGAAUGGGAUUUACCUUUUAUGUCUAUGGCAGGACUAGAAUUCACAAUUUUACUGUUGCUUUCAAAUUUCUGAUUCUAUGAAACAGCGUUAUCAUUGUUUGAGGGAAUGGGAGUUAGCAGUGCCCAGAAAAUGCCCUUUCCUCAUUGGGUGCCACUUUCCCUAUGGUUUUAUUAUAGUGGGCAGAACAAAGGGAUGUCCGCCCCCUAAAACUUGCAAGAUAGAACAGGCUGCAAAACUUCUUUGUAAUAGGUAAACCUCCACUAAUUUUCAGUUACUAAAUCUCAGGCUUGAACAUGUAACAAUCCAGAGUUAGGGGACUGAACAUCAAAAGAAUGACUGGUCUAUCUUGGUCUAUUUUUUAGUAUUGUUAAAACACUAAAUUUAUGGCCUCGUGGAGAAGAGCAAGUUGACUUGGUAUUCAUCAUCAAAACCUGGCUGACUCCUGAAAGGGGAGUUUCCCUCUUGGAGAUAUGCCCAGCUGAAUUUAGGGUUUUGCAUCAGUCAAGACCCCAGGGUAGAUGAGGUGGAAUGGCAAUAAUCCUCUGAGAAUAUCUUUUGGCCUUUAGGGGCCCUGCUCCACAAGCAGGGACCCUGUCUUGAAACUGGGAUCAUAGGAUGGAAUCAUGGGAUUGUUGCUCCUGUACCAAUCUUCCUGCUGCAUAAUAACCUCCAUGCCUGUGCUGUUGGAGGCCAUCUCAAUGGCACAGUAUUGUGUUGGUUUAACUCCCUUCUCCAAGGUUGACCUCAAUCUAUAUUGCUAGGGAGUGGGAAAUCCAGCUCACUUCUCAUCCUUUGUGGGGUUGCUCAGGGCUUGGCACUCUGUUGUAUACCAGUUGUGUCCUUUCCUGGAUUUACGAAGCCCUGCGCUCCGCCUUUUGUUACUGCAAUGUGCUCUACAUAGAGAUACCCAUAUAUUUGGAAGCUUCAGCAGGCACAAAAUUGAGCAGCACAAACAGUUUUAGGGGCCGUACAGGAGCUCAUGUAACAACUCUGUUGCACAAGCUGCACUGGUUGCUGGUUUGCUUGCAGAUUUAUUUAUUUAUUUAUUUAAGAAAACUUUAUUUAAGGAAUGUACUUGGCAUUUCUGUUUCUGUUUGCACCUCCUUCUCCCCCCAAAAAUAUUUCUUUAAACAGGACAUGUUACGACAUUGAUGUUUUCAACAUUGUGUGCUUGGUAGAUCUCAUUAGUGAGAUACAAUUCACUUUUCAUUUUACCCAUUGUUUUGUCAGUAAGUUCAGAAACAACUUGACCAAAUACAGAUAGUUCCUCACUUACCAAUUGCUCAUUCAGUGGCUGUUAAAAAUUACAGUUAUGCUCAAAAAAGGAGAACUACAACUGGUCCUCAAAAUUCUGGCUGUCACAACAUCAUAGCGAUUAUGUGAUUGCAAUUUGGGUUCAUGGCAAUUUUAUAGUAGUCGCAGCAUCCCACAGUCACAUGGGUUGCUAUUUGUGAUCUUUACAGCUGUCUUCUGACAAGCAAAGUCAGUAUGGAAGCUGGCAAGAAGUUGCAAGUUGUAGUCAUGUGACAUUGCAUUUAACAACUAUGGGUGAUUUGCUUAUGACUUCAGCUGGAACUGUUAUCGUGCAUUGGGCACAAUCACGUUAUUUUCAUUUUUAUUUAUUAAUUACAGUUAUGCAGCUGCCUACCUCACAAGAAGCAACUCGAUUUUUCACUUUGUGAUCAUAUCUCUUAGUGGCAGAAUUGCUCCUGUCCUUUUUGAACUGUGAGAACUACCUGUAAAUUUGGUAUCAUAAAUAGAUAAUAAUAAAAUGUAUUAUUAAAUUUUAUUUAAUAAUAAAAACAAGCAUUUUAAAGUACUAAAAAUAGUACCUUAAUACUUCAACUAAUUCUCAUUAAAGCUCUGAACCUCUCCAUAUUGAAUAGAAUAAGAAUACAGUCACUUUUUUAAAAAAAAAUAAUUUAGAUCUUUAAUGAAGAUUUAAGUUUGAAAUAUGGAAAUAAUCAGUUCUUUUCCUUGCAUGUGGAAAUAAACUAUACAAAAAGGAUGUGAACAUCAUCGAUCUUGAAGAUGGUCUUAUCUGGUAGUGAAUUCUUUGGUUUCCCAGAAUUCCAAACUCCUGAAUUCUGGAAAGUAGAAGUAUUGUGUUCUCAUCUAUGAAUAUAAUUAACAUGUUUUCUGCUUUUACAUAAUAUGCUGAAUCCUGAGACAUAAUUUUGGUUUGCUAGUGAUGACUAUUGCUUCCUAUUAUUUGGCACUCUGAUAUUUAGAAUAAGGAUGGAUUUAUCACCUAUGCAUUUAUUGGAUCUUGAUGUAACUGAUACAAUACAUCAUAUGUAUUCUGUCCAUUACAAUGUUAGUAAUGAACAGGCGAAAACAUGUUCUUUUGGUUGAAGAAAUGUAGGGAUGCAAGAUAAGCCUGGAACUGUUUUUCUUUUGUUAUUGUCAAGUAAUGAAAUUGUUACAAAAAAUGAUUCUGGUACUAAAGUUUCUUCUAUUAUAGAUUUAUUACAGUAUAUUUUAGAAGCAAAAUAGUUGUAUUUUGAAUUAUUUCUAAAUUGUUGAGUAAUUCUUUCUAAACUAUUUCUAAACUACUAAGUUAUUUGUAGUUAAAAAUACUACAUAUUUAGGUGAUUUACUUGUUUGCUUUCUAAACUGAAAAACUUUUUUAACCUCUUUUCAAUAUUUGAUCAAUAAAAUGUAAAUUAACAUGA
Molecule: messenger RNA, 5547 nt
Organism: Ahaetulla prasina
Lineage: Eukaryota; Metazoa; Chordata; Lepidosauria; Squamata; Colubridae
Gene: WASF3
Product: WASP family member 3
Exons: 9
Coding region: 148-1656 (502 amino acids)
Biological process (GO): positive regulation of Arp2/3 complex-mediated actin nucleation; actin cytoskeleton organization
Cellular component (GO): cytoskeleton; SCAR complex
Molecular function (GO): actin binding; Arp2/3 complex binding; protein kinase A regulatory subunit binding
Source: RefSeq, a predicted model, not a curated record